UGGGACCACAUAGAGAAGUUUUUCAUGCCUCAUAGCAAAAGUGCUCGGACGGUUCAGGAAUUGCGUAAGCUGAGGGAUGUGUUUCUGGACGGCAAGAAGGCGGAUCUGAAAAAGUCCAUUGAGGUUCCUAGUGGGACAGUAGCGGUCGAUGAAAUGCUCGUAGAAUACAUCAGUAGGACAUUGGGAUUGGAGGGAAUUCCAGUAUCAAGUCUAGUUGCCAUAGGAUCCCGAUGGGACGAUGAAAAAUGCCAUUUAUAUGUUCCUCUAACUGAUGUAGAAUCUAGGAUAGUUGGCUAUAAAGUACUUAGUAAAACGAAUCAGACUGGCGAAGACAUGGUGAUAGAACGAACCAUUCCCGAAGCGAAUUGUUCCGGUUUGGUGCAUUUGAAGUGUUCAUCGGGAACGGCAACUAAAGCCUCUGCCAAAGAUCAAUCUACUGCUGUUCUAGUGCUCAACGUUCUGGAUCUACUUGCGUUGAGUGCGGCGAAAUUAAAUGUUACAGCCAUAUGUCUUCCACACGAUCUGAAAAGCUUACCUCAACAGUGCCUUCCUGGCUUAGAACGGUAUAAUAAGUUGACUUUGUGGUUCAAUUACGACACAGCCGGGUGGGACACCGCACGAAAUUACGCCAAAAAACUAGAUGAGAGACGAUGUACGUUUGUUAGACCGACUGACGCCCAUCCAACUCCGGCCAAAGCUCUUGCGUUGGGUUUAGAUCUGAAAGCAAUAUUGUCCAAGGCUCAACCUAUAUUGCACCAGUCCAUUACAACGUUCCACUCGCUAAGGCAAGAUGUCCUGAGCGAUUUGCAGAACAUCGAUAAAGUGCAAGGGGUCAAGUGGAAGCGAUAUCCAACUCUAAACAAGCUGUUAAAAGGACAUCGAAAAGGCGAACUGACGGUCCUAACCGGUCCCACCGGUUGCGGAAAGACUACUUUCAUGUCUGACUACUCUUUAGAUCUUGCCCUGCAAGGCGUGUCCACGCUUUGGGGAUCUUUUGAAAUUCGAAACACUCGACUGGCAUCGACACUUUUAAGGCAAUGGGCCGGACGACCCCUAGAUGUACAUUUAUCGGAGUUUGAUUACUGGGCAGACGAGUUCGAAAGGUUACCGGUAUACUUCAUGACCUUCCAUGGCCAGCAACCAAUCAAAGUCGUAAUGGAGGCCAUUGAGCAUGCCCAAUACGUGAACGAUAUCCAUCACGUGAUCAUCGACAACCUACAGUUCAUGAUGGGAGUUUCCGAGGAUACCAAGCAUUUAGAUCGAUACUGGAAGCAAGAUGCCAUCAUCGCCGCUUUUCGAACGUUUGCCACGAGGAAAAAUUGCCAUGUAACCCUGGUGAUUCAUCCCAGGAAGGAACGCGAUGCUGACGACUUGACUACCAGCUCGAUUUUCGGUGGAGCGAAGGCUUCCCAAGAAGCAGACAACGUAUUAAUCAUCCAGGACAAACGUUUGACUUCGGUUCGGGGAAGAAGUAUCUGCAGGUGGCAAAAAAAUCGAUACAGCGGAGAUCUAGGCAUCAUGCCUCUGGACUUCGACAAACUCAGCCUAAGCUACGCCCAAAAGCGGAAAAAGGCUGACCCAGUAGAGCCAAACGAAACAACAGAAACUGCAAUCAGUGAUUCCUAAGGUAUUUAUAUUUACUUUUUGUUAAAAGUAUAAGACCAAAAGAUUUGUUAGACAUUUAUAUAGAAUUAUCCUAGAACCUUAA
Molecule: messenger RNA, 1708 nt
Organism: Aedes aegypti (yellow fever mosquito)
Lineage: Eukaryota; Metazoa; Arthropoda; Insecta; Diptera; Culicidae
Product: twinkle protein, mitochondrial-like
Biological process (GO): mitochondrial DNA replication
Cellular component (GO): mitochondrion
Molecular function (GO): single-stranded DNA binding; 5'-3' DNA helicase activity; ATP binding
Source: RefSeq, a predicted model, not a curated record